AUGGAGUAGUGGGUUGGCACGUUUCCAGUUGGUUGAAAAAUUCCAUUCCCGUCCGCCACCCGCCGGACCCCCCCCAUGGCCGCCGCCCCCACCGGCCUCUUCUCCGGCGUCUGGUCUCGCCUCCAUGCCGCGGCUUCCCUCUGGCGACGCCGGGGACAGCUCCCCGGCGGCGAUGACAGAGACGGGGUGGGUGAGGAGGAGCAGGACGAGGCGGCGGCCGUGCGAUCGCGCUUGGCCAGGAGGGCGGCGACGGCGAGGCGCCUCGGGAGGAAGCUCGCCUUCGUCUCCUUCAACCUCGAGGUGCUGGUAUUCGUUUAUGCGUUCUGGAGGGCGAGAAGACGGAGCUUCACUUGGAGGCUACCCGCCCAAGCGCUGCCCAUGCUCCUAAUCCCCGCUCUAGCUACACUCAUUUACGCUGCCUUCGUGCGAUUCACCAGGAUGCUUGACCUCAAGGACAAGAAAAGGCUUGAACGGCUUCAAGAGGACAAGCAGCAAACUGAUGCUGAACCAAGGGAGUUUGACCAGAACGACCAAAACAAUGUCCAGAGCUGCGAUGGUGUGGACGAUGCUAGCGAUUCUAUUGUUGCAACUGAUUCAGUGCCACGCACACCUAAACUUGGGAAACACAGCAAGUCGAGCAUUAGCCAGAGGGAUGACAGUGAAAUUGAUAUGGCUUGGGGUCAUAGUAAUGACUUCCAGCCAGCGCCCUCAGGUGGACUAAGGCUGAGAAGAUUGUCAAGUGCAAAAACAUACAUGACCAAUAGCAGUGCUACAGAAAGAAGCGAGGAAAACACGCCAUCUAUCUCUGCACAUUCACAUCAGCAUGUCCAUGUCCUUAUUUCCACUGAAGAUAAUGUUUCAUAUCCUUCUGACGAUCAAUCAAGAUCUGCUAUGUCUAGCAUGCUUGCUCAACCUGCAAAUGCCCCUCAAGAAUUACCUGCAGGAGGUGGUGAGAAUGAAAAGUUCGAUGGAUUGUGGGACAUCACUGGCACUUGUUCCAGUUACAGCAAGGAGAAUAGGUUGUCUCCAGCAGGUCCUCAUAAUAGUUUUUGUGACAGAGACGAUUCACGCUCAAGUGGGCAUGCAGUUUCAUACUUGUCAACUGCCUUCGAGGAAUUGCUUGUCAAGGGUGUCGAGGAGAAAGCAUCGCCUGAACCACACACAUCAGCUAUGCUACAGCUGCGUUCUUCCACUUCAGAGGAGAAACCAACUUCGUGUGUAGCCGAUGACAAUGAACUCGUAAUUACCUCUGAUGUGGAGACAUGUCUUCUGCCACCCAUCUGUAGUGAUGUCCACGACAAUGCAGCCAUUGUGAACAUUGAUACAGCCAGUCCUAAAUGGAACCUUCUUCUGCAGUUGUAUGGGGUCGAGCAUACAGGAUCGUCCAAAUUCCAUAUACCAGAGGAAAGUACUACACCCUCCAACUUAGAGGAGGUUUUAAUGUGCCCACCUUUAGUUAAUAGUAUCGAACGUUGCUUGGGGACUCCAGAGUUCUCUUUUUGCAGCCGAGAGACUGAAAAGCUGGAAGUUGCUGGAAAUGACAGCUUUACUGAUGAUAAUCCAGAGUUCAGCUUCGUAUCCUCUCCAGAGUUAGCUGUGGAGGGUGGUAAGGGUGCCAUUGAGAAAGAAUUAUGUGAAGUGAAAACAAAUGAGGAAAAUGCUAUCAUCAAUAUGGAGGAGGAGGAGGCUUUGCAAGACCCACUUAUAGAAACCUGUAGUACUAGUGCACAAUGCUUGGAAGCUUCAGAUGUCUAUUUAUGCAUUCAAGAUGCCAAGAUAAGGGAAGUUCCUGGAAUUACAAACUUUGUUACAGCCAAUUCUGAAUUAAUGUACCCGGCGUCCACAGAGUUACUUGCAGAAGGUGAUGAGGACAUCAUGGAGGAUAAAACAUCCAACUUUCUCUUACUGGAGCAGAAUGAUGUACCUUCUAAUUUUGAAAAGGAACCUAUUCUGGAUUCACUUGUAGCUGAUACUGACGAACAUUUUCUGGUUACACCAUUAUAUAGUGAGGAGGUUGAGAUAACAGAGGUUCAUGAUGUUGUCAAGGAAGGUAUUUUUGAAUCAGAAGGCGAGAAAGCAUUUGACUAUCGGAAGCUUGUUGUCACCCCUUCAUAUGAUGAUAGUAACACUCCAAGUUUGAUAAGUGAUUCAAUGCCUGUGCAAUUCAUUCCAAAUACCGACAUAAAUGAAGCUCUUGAAGGUAGCCAGGAAGCAUUUUCAGAGCCGCUACACCAAAGCACUCGCCAGUCUGAAGGAAUGUUCUUAUCUUCAGGGGAGAGCAAUAAUGACGAAGUCUAUUCAAGCAACUCAAAUUCAUAUGCCAAUGUGGUUGAAGACGAAGCGCCCUUUGUUGGCCAGGAAGGACUCUCUAUGUUUCAAGAGGAGAUGCCGAUUACUUUUUCAGACAGUCCCAUCUUUCUGGAUGAAGUUAAAAGUGCAGCUAGUGUUGACAGUGAUGCAUCCAGUCCUGAAUUGAGCCUUCAAACAGACCUGCAUGGUGUGGGAGUUGAGGAGAAUGAAUCAUCCAAGUCCCAUGUACCGGAGGAAAUCAGAACACCCUUCAGUUUGGAGGAAGUUUUACUAUCCCCACGUGCAGUCAAUAAUGGAAGUCUAUUUAAGCAACUGAAAUUUAUAUGCCAAUCUGCGGGGACCCCAGAAUUCUCUUUAUGCAAUCAAGAGAGUGAGGAAGCGGAAGUUACUGGAAGUGUCAGCUUUAUUAAGGCCAGUCCUGAGAGCUUCUUAUCGUCUCCAGAGUUAGUCGCGGAGGGAGGUGAGGAUGCCAGAGAUAAAGAAACAGGCGGAAUGAACUCAGAGGAGGAGAAUGUGACACUAGUCAAUUUGGAGGAUGAAGCUUUGCAAGGUGAGCUUGUGGUCGGUACUACAGAUCAGUGCUUGGAAACUUCAGAGUUUUCUUUACCCAGUCAAGGUGCCAAGACGACGGCAGUUCCAGAAAUUCUCAGCUCUUUUACAGCCAGUCCUGACUUGAACUGCCCUGCAUUUCCAGAGUUACUUGCAGAGGGUGGCAAGGACUUGAAGGAGCAUGAAACAUCUGACGUGCACUUACAUGAGCAGAAGGGCCUAUAUAUUAAUUUAGAGGAGCCUUUUCUGGAUCCACUUGUAGUUGAUACUGCUGAAGAUGCAUUAGUUACACCAGAACUUUUGAUGUGCAGUGAAGAGGUCAAGAUGACGGAAGUUCAUAGAGUUGUCAAGGAAGUUUUCUCUGAAGUAGAAGAUGAGGGAGCAUUUGACCAUCAAAAGCUUGUUCUCACCUCUCCAGAUUAUGAUGGUACCACCCAAAAUUUGAUAAGUAAUUCAAUAUCCAGCCAAUUCAUUCCUGAUGCCAGUGUUAAGGGAGCUUCUAAAGCUGGUCAGGAACCAUUGUCUGAGCCACCACAUGAAAGCACUUGUCAUUCUGAAGGAACAUUUUUAUCUUCAGGUGAGAUCAAUCAUGAUGAAGUGAAAGUCAAAGCACCAUUUGCUGGCCAGGAAGGACCUUCUAAGUCUGAAGAUGAAAUGGCUUUGACUCCUCUAGAUACUUCCAUCUUACUAGAUGAGGUUGCAAGCACAGAAAAUUUGACAGACAACUCUGGAUCUUCUCAAUCCAUCCCAAACAGCAAUCAGACUCAGUCUCUCCACGGUCAUGAACAAGCUCCAUCUGAAACAUCACAGGAAGAAGUUACUUCUCUUCUCGAGGGAAGUCACACAUCUUCAGAUGAAGGCAUAAACUCUGAAAUAUUUUCGCUCUAUUCCAGGUCAUCUUCAUGUGUUUCAGAGAUCAACAUGUUGGAAACUCUCAGAGGUGGCACAUCUUCUGAAUCCCCAAGUGGCCGUGAUUCAAACUUUGGUGAGAGGAACCCUGUGACAUUUUCCAACAUGGAUAGUACAGAAAGUAAUACAAAUGACCCAGUGACUGCUGAAUUUAUUCUAGAGACCAACAUGACUGAAACUCUUAAUGCUGCUGAGGAAUCAAUUAUUGGUUCACCACAUGAAGAUUCUUCAAACUUUCUGGGCACUUUUGUAGCUCCAGAUGUAAUCAAUGACAUGACAGAAUCGGAUAAACACUUGGACUUGUCGUCCUCUUCAUUUGCUCCAGUGAUUGAUGCAUUUGAAUCAUUGGAAACUGGCCAGGGUUUCUCUGAGCUGCAAUCUGAAAUUGGUUUUACAGUUCAGGAGACUUCGAUGUUUCCUAAGGAGGUAAACAAUGCCGAAAAUUAUUUUACUGAUACAAUUGGUGGUCCUCAAGAUAGCGAGAGAACAGCAGUUGUAGCUUUGCUAGAUGAAGAUUUAACUCUUCACAGGGCUUACAUGUCUCCUGAAGAUGUAAGUGAUGUUCAGAAUUCUUUGGCUGAUGAUUAUGCUUCAGAUCUUCCUCACAUGGUGGAGAGUCAUUGCAUCAGCGAAAAGUUGUCACCUGAAUCUCAGGACCCUUUAAUUUCAGAGGAGAUUUUGCUUUAUCCAGAUGAGGGUUCCAAUGCUGAACCUUUGGGUGAUCCUCAAGAUAGGGAAGAUGAAGAUUUAACUCUUCACAGGGCUUACGUGUCUCCUGAAGAUACUAGCGACGUUGAAAAAUCUUCAGCGUAUGAUUAUGCUUCAGAUCUUCCUCACAUGGCAGAGAGUCAUUGCGGCAGAGAAAAAUUAUCACCUGUAUCUCAGGACCCCUUAAGUUCUCAAGUGCUUUAUCCAGACGAGGGUUCCACCGCUGAAAAUGAUUUAGGCACUGCAUACCCACCUUUGCGUUCUACAGAGGUCAACUUGGCUGAACCUUGCGGUAUCGAUCAGGAAAGAACUCAGCAACAUGAUGGGACCAUGUUGGGAUCUGAGGAUAUUUAUAUGGUUGACCAGGAAGCCGAUCCUGAAAAUCUUGAUAACAAUUCAGGGUCGCUAGAUGUUCCAGAUGCCACUAUGACGGAUAGUCUUCGAGGGGCAGAGAUAGUAACAUCUGAGAUACUUUAUGAUGGCAUGUUCAGUUUUGAGGGGACGUUAAUAUCUCUAGAUGGUGAUAACAUUGCUGAGGAGGAUUCUCCUAACAAGUCAGGUUCUGGUAUGCACACUGCACAGGCCAGCACAACAAGUUUCCUUGGUCUUCAAGAAGGAUCUUUCAAGCUAGAACAUGAAAAGGCAGUUAAUUCUAUUGUCACAUAUGAGGUUGAUACCAAAGAAACAAGUAGCUCAAAUCGUGGUAAUUCCAGCUCCGCUUUAACUCGCCAUGACAUCAGCUUCAUGGAGGCUCCCCAGGAAUGCCAUAUAGAUUCUGAAAGUGAAAAAGUUUCCGCCAAGGAUAAGGAACCAAAAGAAGACGGUGAAUCUAAUGACAUGAAAGAGGAUGUAGAAGACUUGGAUGACGACCAUGAGAAUAAGCCUGUUGGCACUUUUGGGGUAGAUGAAAUUACAUCUGCUCUGGUACCAAAGCCUUCUGUUGAAAUUUCUGCAAAUGAUGUUUCUAGGAGAGAUUCUGCCAUAGGAACAAGCAAUGAUUUUGAUAUGGCGGUGAGGAAACCAGUAGUCACAAUCAGUAAUAGCAAUGGGAGCAGUACUGUGUCCGAGCCAGCUGACGUGCAGUACACUGGAUCGAUUGAUGAGACUGAAACACUUGGUGCUCCCCUACCUUCGGCCGUUGCUGCUGAAUAACCUCACAAGCGCAUCUAAAUGCUUCCAACUGGAGCUGGUUAUGUUUUUUUUCCGGAAAGCUUCUAAUACUGGAGAUUGGAGAAAUGCAAUAAUCAAAGUUUGAGUAAGCACUAUUCUUAUUAGUUUUGUGUGGUCAAGGAAAGAAGUUCAGUACAUGGAGUUCUUGUACAAAGUGAUACGAGAGAAGUAAAAAAUCUAGGGGUGAAAAUGGAAUCGCCUCUGGAUUGAGUUUGUUUGCGUUUGGAGUGAAAUUGUCCUAGUUCUUGCUUUUUUCCAUCAAGAAUCUAGGAUUUGUCGAAAGACAAGGCUAUCUUUCAGAGUGUUUUUCUCUUUUUUUUACAAUUUGGGUUGAAGUUGGUUAUGCAUACACAUGUAUAGUUCUGUAUAUCUAGGUAAUAUACUGCCAUGAGUAGAUCUUUUAGGCAGUAAUACUUUACAUGAGUGCCUCAUUUUUGCCCCUUUUGUGUACGAGUUGAAGGGCAUUGGAUCUUUGUAAUUUUUGUAUGUAAUAUACACAAACAACAGAAGUUCCCAUUUUGGUAAUGAGUACAGAAGAGAGAUAAUCUGCUAGUGGACUUUAAGUUGGUACAGCA
This is a messenger RNA of Lolium perenne, 6221 nucleotides long. RefSeq lists its product as uncharacterized. Gene Ontology annotation, cellular component: endoplasmic reticulum tubular network. The record is from RefSeq and is a predicted model, not a curated record. Gene Ontology annotation, biological process: endoplasmic reticulum tubular network organization. Lineage: Eukaryota; Viridiplantae; Streptophyta; Magnoliopsida; Poales; Poaceae.